Enhydra lutris kenyoni (northern sea otter) is the source of this 675-nucleotide messenger RNA. Its product is annotated as translationally-controlled tumor protein-like. The record is from RefSeq and is a predicted model, not a curated record. Gene Ontology annotation, cellular component: cytoplasm. Gene Ontology annotation, molecular function: calcium ion binding. Lineage: Eukaryota; Metazoa; Chordata; Mammalia; Carnivora; Mustelidae.
AUGAGUAACUUAGUGAGAGAAAGAGUGAAAAACACCCUGUCCGGCCUCCCAGCUCUCUCUUUUCCUGCUGUGGCAACCCCAGAAGACCAGCUGAGUCAGCAUUAUGACAAUUUCGUGCCUCUUUCCAAGCCCGGGUCUCUUAGUAACCAUGUGGCACUGGGUUCCUCCUUGCCCUAUUUCAGAUACAUACUUUCAGAUGAGAUGUUGUCCACCAUCUACAAGAUCUGGGAGAUGACACAGGGGCUGUGCCUGGAGGUGGAGGGGAGGAUGGUCAGGAGGACAGAGGGCAACACUGAUGACGUGCUCAUUGGUGGAAACACCUCCACAGGAGGCCCUGAGGGUGAGGGUACAGAAAGCCCAGUCACCACUGGUGGUGAUACUGUCCUGAACCAUCACUCGGAAACCAGCUGCACCAAAGAAGCCUACAAGAAGCACGUCAAAGAUUACAUCAAAUCAGUCAAAGGCAAACUUGAAGAACAGCAGCCAGAAAGAGUAAAACCGUUUAUGACAGGGGCUGCACAACACAUCAAGCACAUCCUUUCCAAUGUAGACAUUCCUGGUCAGAAGACUCUCCUUCAAAUGAUGACUCAGGAAUCCAGUUUCCAAUCAUCUAGUGGCUGUGUGUCUGGAUGGCUGAUUAAGAAAAAGAGCAUGCAGAAGGAUAAGGAAAAAUGA